Penaeus vannamei (Pacific white shrimp) is the source of this 489-nucleotide messenger RNA. The record is from RefSeq and is a predicted model, not a curated record. Lineage: Eukaryota; Metazoa; Arthropoda; Malacostraca; Decapoda; Penaeidae.
AUGUACGAUGCUCAUUCUCUUUAUUCACAUAGAGGAUUAGGAGGUUUUGAUCCCGUUGGAGGAUUGGGAGGAGGAUUUGGAUUGGGUGGAGGUCUUGGAGGAUUGGAUGGAGGAUUUGGAGUUAACCCAGCACUUGGAGGAGGAUUCGGAUUCAACCCAGCUCUUGCAGGCGGAUUUGGAGUAAACCCUGCCUUCGGAGGAGUAAAUCCUGCAUUCACUCCUGUGGCUCCUCCCUCCACAUGCCGUUACUGGUGCAGGACACCCGAGGGUCAGGCCUACUGCUGUGAGAGCAUCGACCAGCCACAGAGUGCUGCCGGUGUAGUCAAACCGGGAUUCUGUCCCCCCGUUCGUCCAGUGUGUCCUCUUAGGAGCUUCCAGCCACCAUUCAAUUGCUCUAACGACGGCGCUUGCGGAGGCAUCGACAAGUGUUGCUUCGACAGGUGUCUCGGCGAGCACGUGUGCAAGGCUCCUCUGGGAAUCGGACGAUAG